AUGGAAGUUUCUGCCACCAAGACGGAGGACCCCGAUCGGAGCAUCGCAGCCGAGAGCGGACAGGUGGACUUCGCUGAAGAGCUCCUCCAACAGGUUCUCUUCCUGGAGUGGUACGGCAGCAUCAUCUUGAAAAUCUCCAGCAAACUGGUGGGGGAGAUCGUGGGUAAGAACGGAGUGGUCAUUCAGUCCAUCAAAUCAGCUCGAGAGGUGGACAUCCAGUUCAGCGAGCCGGCGAAGGGCGGCUGGGUAACGAGCCAGAUUUCGGGCAAGAAAGAGGACUGCACUGCCGCCUGUGCUGAAGUUAUUCAGCGCCUUCGGGGCUACGAGCUGGUCUCCCUGCAAAUCAGCUCCAGCCUGGCUGGCCUGGUCAUCGGCAAGGGUGGCGCCAAUAUCAAGGCCUUCAAGUGCGGCCUCCAGAUUCGCGAAGACACACAGAACAACCCCUGGAUCAUCAGUGGUCCUAAGGAUGAUGUAAAGGAGUUUCUACGGCGGCUGCAGAACAGGUUCAGCGUGCCAGUGUUGGGAGGCCUUGACACUUACAGAUUCGCUUGCCCGGGCUGUGGGGAGGACUUUCCAGACGAGAAGUGUCUUCUCAAGCACGUUCGUCAGCGUGCUUGCACUGCUUGCAGCUGUGCCGGGGAAUGCGGAGCAUACUAUGCGGACAAGGCCAGCUGCCAGGAGCACGAAGCGCGGUGUCCCUUCGUGAAAAGAUGCCCCGGCUGCCAUGCGGCCUUCCACACAGAGGCAGAACUCGCGAAGCACAUCUCGGCGAAAGCCUGCAGAGCAAGAUCAUGCCGCGGCUGCGGCAUGAUCUUCACUGACAUCCCUGCAGCCGAGCUUCAUCAGCAGAGCUGCGACCUCUACGCAGAGAAGAUGCGAGAUGAGGAGGUCCGCCGGCAUAUCUUGCAGCUGAAGGAGACUUUGUGCAGCGCGUGCCGUUUCGGAGAGCAGAAAGGUUCCAGCUGCUCCACGUGCAAGGCCCUGCUGCGCCGAGCUCAACUGAAGUGGCAUCCAGAUAAAAAUCCCGACGACGAGAUCAUAGCGACGAUUGUGUUUCGGUUCGUCCAGGCAGUUUGGGAUGGUGGCCCACAGUGGUUUCCGGCAACUGACACCUCGGACGAUACGUUCCAGGCAGCAUCCAAGGAUGCAACGAAACCAGCACGCAGCGAGGAGACUUCGCAGGCCUUCCGGCCAGCCCAUCGUACUGAGUGCAUAGUGCAGUAA
Messenger RNA from Symbiodinium sp. CCMP2592, 1224 nucleotides. NCBI's taxonomy places the organism in Eukaryota, Dinophyceae, Suessiales, Symbiodiniaceae. The record is from the annotation of a GenBank genome assembly.